UGGGCGCAGCGGAGGACUUUCCUAUAAAAGCUGGGAUCCCACGGUCAGACGAGCUCGUCUCUCAGUCAUCACAGACCGGAGCCGCGGAUCCCCUGCGACCAUCUGCGUUAUUUCUCCCGUCACAGUUUGGACAACCCUCUCAGCCAAAGGAAAUCCUAGUCUAUGGUUCUGACCGAAGCUUCAACAAGGAUGUCCCGGACCGACGAGGUGCACCGUAUAACGGAGAAUGUCUACAAGUCCAUCAUGGAGCAGUUCAACCCCUGCUUACGGAACUUCAUAGCCAUGGGAAAGAGCUACGAGAAGGCACUCACCAGUGUCACAUAUGCUGCAAAGGGCUACUUCGACGCUCUGGUGCGGAUGGGCGAGAUGGCCAGCGAAAGUCAAGGCUCUAAGGAUCUUGGGGAUGUGCUCUUCCAGAUGGCUGAAGUGCACAGACAGAUCCAGAUCCAGCUUGAAGAGAUGCUGAAGUCUUUCCACAACGAGCUGCUCACAGAACUGGAGAAGAAGGUUGAGUUGGAUGCACGCUACCUGAACGCUGCGCUGAAGAAAUACCAGAUGGAGCACAAGAGCAAAGGGGAGAGUUUGGAGAAGUGCCAAGCAGAGCUGAAGAAACUGCGCAGGAAGAGCCAGGGCAGCAAGCACCCCUCCAAAUAUGGAGACAAGGAGAUGCAGUAUGUAGAGGCCAUCAGCAAUAAGCAGGGCGAGCUGGAUUCCUACAUCGCUGAGGGCUACAAGAACGCUCUGUCCGAGGAGAGGAGGAGGUACUGCUUCCUGGUGGACCGGCAGUGUGCCGUAGCCAAGAGCAGCGGUGCCUAUCAUGGCAAGGGGAAUGACCUUUUGUCACAGAAGAUCCCAGUGUGGCAGCAGGCCUGUGCCGAGCCCAACAAACUGCCAGAUCGCGCAAUGUUCCUGGCCCAGCAGAUGAGCGGUACAGUGGGCAUCAUGGCUUCCGGUGCUCAUCAUCCAGGCAUGCCCAUCUCAGAGCCCAUCCCUGGUGCAAAACCCCUGCCGGUGCCUCCAGAAUUAGCAGCCCUGAGGGCCAGUGGGGCCAUGGGACAGCAGAGGCUGAUGGGAGGGGUAGAAGGAGGGAUGCCAAUGAUGAACGGCACUGGCGGUGCUCACGGAGGAGACGACUACCAGCAGUGGAUGGAGGGCAAGAUGGCCCAAGGCAAGGCCUCACCACAGACCCAGCGCCACGGAGGGGAGGUGUACUCAAACACCCUGCCUGUGCGCAAGGUCGCCCCGGCCAAGAGCAAGACCACCCUGACGGAGACCCGUACACUGCCCCGGUCCAGCUCCAUGGCAGCGGGGCUGGAGAGAAACGGGAGAACUCGAGUCCAGGCCAUCUUUUCCCAUGCAGCAGGUGACAACUCCACGCUGCUCAGCUUCUCCGAGAACGAUGUGAUAACCCUGCUGGUCCCAGAGGCUCGUGAUGGGUGGCACUAUGGAGAGAAUGAGAAGACGAGGAUGCGCGGCUGGUUUCCCUUCUCCUACACCCGGGUGAUCUCUGACAGUGACGGCAACUCCAUGAGGCAACUUCGAGUACACAACCUCCAUGGGAAGAGUAGCAGCACGGGCAACCUUCUAGAGAGAGAAGACAUGCCUCUCUCUGUCCCCGAUUACGGCAUCCACUCCCGUAUGGCGGCACAGAGCGCUGCUGCGCUGCAUGGCAGACAACAACGCCCCUACAGCGUGGCGGUGCCAGGCUUCCCACAGCAAGGAGCUGAAGAAUACGAGCCCCGCUUCCCCACAAGUUAUGAUCCACCCAACGAGCCAGCCGUGGAGGCCCCACCCAUUCCGCCCCUGUCUGAUGAGGAUGAAGUUGAGGACGACCAGCUUGAUGAAGCUCAAUAUGACUCCUUGAAAAAGGCGUCAACUCCCCCUGGGGAACGAGUGAGGUCUCCCUCAGUUUAAACCAGCUGUAGGUGGAUCCCCUCAGAUGUAAAGCACGGAUUCAACCACAGUAUUACAAUAGUGCUACUAUAUAAAAAGAAUUAAAUAUGACCAGCAAAUCAACUAAAUCACAAUAAUUCACAUUUACAGUAGUCUCUGCUAGUUGAAAGAUAAUAUAAUUUAAAUAACAGCUAGAAUUAAUUUAUAUUUCAUCUUCUUGCAUGGAAAGCACAUUGAAAGCCAGAAUUUAAAAAUCAGACUUUGCUCUUGAUUGAGUUGUAUUUCUGCAAAGGCAUAUGCUCAAAUGUUUGUGUAAUACUGAAGGAUUAUAGUGGACUUGUGUUAUGCUUUUCACUGUCAGAAACAUACAAGGAGCAUGUGGUGGGGAAAUAAGAAGAAGAAGAAUAGAUGUUGGCCUGCGUGGCUCAAUUGGAUUCUUGGUUUCUUUUUUUUUUUUUUAGUCAGAAGUCGCUUGACGACAUCUCUGUGCUUUUUAAAACACAGCUUCCUCCCCCUGCCUUGUCAACAAAAGGGCUUUAAUGUUGGUAAGCUAUACAUCUCAUCAGGUGUUUCACCAUUUAGCCUCACCUGUUAAUACUGCCUUCUCACUGGACAAGCAUACCAACUUGUGUUGGUGCUGCGUCGAAGACUGUUGCAAACGCAUCAAAACAGAAAGUCUUAUUUGAAUGAACCAAGAUGGAUAAUCUAAAGAAUGAUAAGUCAGAUGUUUCAGAUGAAGAUGGAGAGAGAAAAAUGUACUGAAACACCAGAGGAAAAAAAUAGACUAGCCAGAAAAAUCAACCGUAUCUGUGGAAUAAAUUUGUGCUGAGUGAUAGCAUCUUAACUGAUAAGCACACUACUCAUAGUACUGUAACUUCAACUAAUUGUAUAUUCACAGGAAAUCCUAUAUUCUGUAAUAUUAGUUAUAAGCAGCACUGCGGGUGUACCUACAGUAGUAAUCUACUGGUUCUUCUGAUAUUCUUUGAUUUUAUGUUUGAUUAAAAUUGUGUACAAGCAACUUGUAAGAUCUUCUUAACGCAACAUUUUCAACAGAAAUAUUCAGAAAAAAUACGAAAACUUUGAUUGCAUAUUGUCUUUUGUCAUGUUUAAGUUAACUGGAGACUUUGAUGUAGAGAAAUAAUAAAUCAGGGAUACACUGAUACAGAUUAUUAUUUAGACUGAGCUGAUAUUGGCCUUUUUGUGCAAAAAUGUGGGGUGUGUUCAAAUGACCUCUAGUGGUACCUCGUCAUGCAGAUAGUUUAGAUUUAAUUUGUCUAUGUUUUGAGUUACAAAUGUGUUUCUGCCUCCACCCUAACACAAAAGAGAUGAAUGGUGUUUAAUAUGUGAACACAAUAAAUAGACAAAAAAAAACAGUGUCUUCCCAGAAACAGUGUCCUGGUUCCUGUGUCUAAUCAACAGUUUUCUACUGUCUUCUGAAGAAACAGUCCCUAUUAAAACUGUUGGUGGUAGAUAAUCCACUGUUGCAGGGGCACUGUUUCUGUGUAGAGAUGUUGCCAUUGAAUUUAUAUAUGGAAUGUUUCAAUGAGCACCAAAAAUGAAAAAACAUUGUUCUUAUUUAUGUUUGGGUGGAGACGGGAGUCUUUGAGGUGUACUAUAUCUUGGACCUGGAGAACAUCUGGAUUGCUGUGGGGUAUAUUUUUUUUUUUUUUAAUUAUUAUAAUUUGAGUGAACUUGCUGUUCAAUUUUGCGCCCUGUUAAUCUGAUGGAGGUCAGGAUAUGUAGGAGUUGCUAAAUUUACUGAUGAAUUUCAUCAGUGUAACCUUUUAGUAAAAAGACGAGAUGAAUUCCCCUUCACAAGUCACAAAAUUAAGACUGAUGUUUGAGAGGUUGAAAGCUACUUAUUUAUUUUUUUUAAUGAACACUGAUUUUAAAACCGCUUUGAACAUGUGAAAGCAAGAUUUCAAUGUUGGAAAUAUGUGCUUCAUAUUUAUAACAUUAGCAGUGUAAUGCUUUCAAUGUUACAAAAUGGCUGACGAACUUUCUCUUUAAAGUUUCGCAAAUUGUUUUGCAGAAAAGACAGAACAUGGUUGCAGUGAAAUGUGCCUUUUCUAUAUGUGAAAGGAAAUUCAACUCAUAAUUAUUUUCUCAUAUACAGUAAGUAUUAGGGACAGAAUAUUUUUAAAGAACAGAAUCUUGUAUUUAGGAAAUCAUUACUGUACCGACCUCUGAGUUGAAAGUCUGUUAAUAUUUUAUACUUUAGAGUUCACCCAACUGUAAAAUCUCAUUCUAUUACUGUACAUUGUGUGUUGAGGUACCACAAGAGCAUGGAGCAACGACGAGCUGGCAGUGCAAGUGGAGUUUUGAUCCUGGGUGUAGUUAUUCUGCUGCUGUAGUUCAUCAGCAGCGUAAAUCCAAAAAUGGUAAUCAAACUGAUAAAACAGUGUCUGUGUAACUCUGUUGUAAUACAGGAAGACUAAUACAAUACAAACACGAUGACUGACAGUCAAACCUGUAUCAUUAUGUGAUUUGAUUGCAAACUGUCUGUUUUUCAAUUUAAUUUUAAAAAUAAACAAUCAAGUAAUUACC
Molecule: messenger RNA, 4440 nt
Organism: Micropterus dolomieu (smallmouth bass)
Lineage: Eukaryota; Metazoa; Chordata; Actinopteri; Centrarchiformes; Centrarchidae
Product: brain-specific angiogenesis inhibitor 1-associated protein 2-like
Exons: 14
Coding region: 163-1914 (583 amino acids)
Biological process (GO): positive regulation of actin filament polymerization; plasma membrane organization; actin filament bundle assembly
Cellular component (GO): nucleoplasm; cytosol
Molecular function (GO): protein binding; cytoskeletal adaptor activity
Source: RefSeq, a predicted model, not a curated record